UGCUGAUGCCCUUUUGGCGGAGAGAUCUCCAGGAAUAAUGAGGAACUACCACGCAGAGAAGUACAGGCUGUAUGUACUACAGAGGAUACUGCAGCAUGCCAAGGCGGAUAUACAAAGAGGAGGAAAUCACACCUUGGAAGUGGAUGUCACAGACAAUACUCAACAUUCUGAGACUGUGACGGAAGGAAAUAUACUGGAAAGAAGCUAUACAACAGAAACAAAACAGGGUCAAGUCAUUGAAACAGUUGUACAACAUCAUGAUACUUUUGACGAAUCCGACGGUGCUAUGGCCACUGAUAAAGAUGCAGAUGAAUACCCAUGUCUCAAUGAACACCUGUCACAGAAGCAGUUAAUGGCAUGUUUGUUAAUUGUUGCUUUGGCGGGGAAUAACCUGAAGAAGAGGUUGCUAUGGGCAGGUUCUCACACAGGAACAAGAGUGGAAAGAGAAACCUACAACCGAUACAUUGCUUGGGCGCUCAAGGUUUUCGACAUCAAUGCAGACACAUACACUAAGAAGAUGAUACAAAAUGAUUUAACACAAUUGUCAGGAUGCUGUCUAUGUCAGGAGGCUGGAUCAUACAGAAUAAGAAACCAAAACGUACCAAUAAGGCUGAGAGACAUACUGCUCAGCGAUCUGAGACAAUUGAUUGCAAAGAUGGACCUGGAAUUUAUAUUUCGUUUUGUGAGUUCAAGAGCUGAAUCCACUGAGGUGGAAGAUGUAGAUAUCCCCUUCCAAAUUGAAUUGAAGCAAGAUGAUGUACCUGUUGUAGCUCAACGUUUUGCGGCAGCCAUUCAGGGCAAAGAGUUUGCUUUUGUGUGCAUGCAUUCCCUCUUUCAGGAACAGACAUUUGUCGAUAUGGUCUUUAAGAAUCUGGUUCAAAAUCUGAACAAGGACAAUUCUACUCUCUUGAAAUUAUUGUCCAGUAAUGACACUGUACAUGGACAGUCCUUUCUGUUUUGGACGAGCAUUACAGACAACUCGAAAUUGUUGCGGAAGGCUUUGUCCACUGUUCAAUUUAGUGUACAUAACAGAAAGCAAGCUUUGUUUGGAAGUUGCUUUGGUAGUAGUUCAGACAACUUCGACUACUUGCUUUCCGAAUGUAAGUGUAAGUUGGAUCAGUUGUGUAUGACAUUACCAGAUCUUCCAAGACCUCUUAUCAUCAAACUGAAAAUGGAAGUUGUAGAUGAUCUAGGGGUGAAGUUCCACAUGAUUUCCUUGCUUGACAUUGCCUGUAUGAGUGGAUUGUCUGCAGUGGCUUCCAGACUCUUGGAUGUAUCAAAGGCAAUGAACAGGAAUAGGUCAAGAAAGGCAACAUAUGUACAUUAUGCAUCUAUGUGCCAAAGGGCAGUAAUAUUAUCAAUACAAUUAUAAAGAUGGGACUUCUAACAUAAAGAUCAUAGGUCCGGGGUAACAACACCUUUACAUUACGCAUGUGCAGUAGGAAAUGUUGGGAUUGUAAGCAUUUUGUUGCAGGAAGCAGUGGAUACUGGAAAGCGAAACAUGUGGGGUGAAACUGGGCUUCAUUUGGCAUGUUUAUAUGGGAA
Molecule: messenger RNA, 1545 nt
Organism: Haliotis rubra (blacklip abalone)
Lineage: Eukaryota; Metazoa; Mollusca; Gastropoda; Lepetellida; Haliotidae
Exons: 2
Coding region: 38-1372 (444 amino acids)
Source: RefSeq, a predicted model, not a curated record